Molecule: messenger RNA, 2305 nt
Organism: Xenopus tropicalis (tropical clawed frog)
Lineage: Eukaryota; Metazoa; Chordata; Amphibia; Anura; Pipidae
Exons: 6
Coding region: 77-829 (250 amino acids)
Source: RefSeq, a predicted model, not a curated record
GCUGUACUGCCGUCUCGGUUUCCUGCAUUCUCAGCCUGUUCUAGCACAGAGAUGAUCACCUAGAGAUUGUGCCAGUAUGGCAAGAAGCUCCGACCUCUUUAUCCUCACACUCCCUCUCUACUGGCAAGUUUUUGGAGGUGCCGGACUGAGAGUCACUCAGACUCCUGGGACUUUAUCGGUUACAGAGGGAGGGAAUGCCAACAUCACUUGCUCCUGGGAUACUGAGUAUGAAGACGAGAGGAUCAGAGUCUGGUGGAAAUUAUAUUAUGAAUCACCGAGGGCAGCUCCUAAUGGGACAGUUUUAGCCAAUGUUAUGUGGGCAAACAAUAAAUCAGAAGUCAGAGUAACGUCACGGGAUCAGAGUGACUAUCGAUUAAUGAAGGAUAAAGCCGAGCUCUGGCUUUUCUCUGUCAAUAAGAGCGAUGCUGGAACUUACAUUUGUGAGGUCACCAUAGAUAAACCAGAACUUCGAUUUGGCAAAGGAACUGGCACAAUAUUAUAUGUAACCGACUCCCCAUCUUCUACUGAAUCUACCACAGAUUUUCCCAAAGUGGCUUAUCUGGCUGUGUUUGUGAUCAUUGCUGCUGUGAUAUCAUUGGGAUAUUUUCUGUACAAAAGAAAAAAGAAAGCAAAUAUACUUCCGUUACAUCAGAGAGCGCCAGAAGCUGUGGAACUGAAUGAAAUGCAGGAAAAUAUGAAUGACAGGGAGGAAAGUUCUUCCUCAGAUUCUGUGCAAUGGGCUAUUUCAACACUUUAUGAAUCGUGCAACUAUUUUGCUAUGGGGACGCCUCAGAAUCCAGAAGAUUAUGUUUACAGCCUGGCUAAAUAAUAAAUGGGCAAGAGAAUUUCUCCCUGUAGAUCCUGGAGAUGUAACUUCCAAUGCAGAGAUAAAUAUUCCUGAGCAUUGAUAUGGUAGCCAGAGUAGUGCCAAUGGAGGAGUCAUGUCCAGGAAGCAAAAUGGUAGCCCAUAUCAAAGCGUUCAGAAGCUUUCAUAAGAAUGUGAGAAUGUGAAAAUUCCUCAAAUCCCCAUCAGGAAUGUGAAUAUUACUCCUAGAGGACCUCUGCAGGAGAUGAUCCACCCACUCUCAUUUAUCUAGAAAUGAAUUUAUUCCACCAUCUGGGCAAUUUCUCAUGAUUCAGUAUUUUUCAUACUGAUACAAAUGGACAGAAUCUUUUCUGGAGCUCCUAACCGAUGGAAUGAGAUAUCCGAAGACAGGCAAACAAGGGUACUCCAAACAUAAACACGAGGAAAAUAAGGAAAAUUACAUAAUUAUGUGAAAGGACAUAAUUUGCUGUGGGAUUGUGUAUUUUUGCUUUUACGGAGAGGUUUCACAGUGCUAUUGGCUUUAUCCUGCUUAUUUAUAGCAACCUUGCCUAAAUAUCAUAGAGACCAAAUAUACAUAAACAUAUGUGUAUAUAUACAUAUAUAUAUAUAUACAAUCAGUCUUCUUUCCAUUGGCAGAUGAUUCCCUGCUGUUGCACAAAAUUUUAUGAAACGUGCACAUUUUUUUAUGCAGAAAAAUUGUUUCUACUGAGGAUAUAUUUUCCAUUAGCAAUUUAUUCAUGUGUUUAAAAUGAUUAGUAGCUAUAAAUAUCCAAACACCAUUAGAUAAACAUUUGUUUCCAGUUGCCCUGUACAACGUUUGGGGCCUUAGCACCAUGGAAAACCAUGAAGAACAAAAGAACUGACUUUGGUCAUUAGGGAACAAGUAAUGGCUGCUUGGGUUCUCCUUGUACAAGUGUGGGACCUGUUAUCCAGAAUGGUCGGGACUUGAGGUUUUUCAGAUAAGGGGUCCUAAUUUGGAGCUCCAUACCUCAAGUCUACUAAAAAAUUAUUUAAUUGAAAUAAUGUAAAUAUAAAUUAAAACCAGAAGGGUUGUUCAUCAGCCUCCAAUAAGGAUGAAUUAUAUCUUAGUGCAGUUUUAUUAUUACACAGAAAAAGGAAAUCAUUUUCAAAAAUGUGAAUUAUUUGCUUAUUUUGGACUUGCUGUAAUUCGGAGCUUUCUGGAUAAGGGAUUUCUGAAUAAUGGAUCUGGUACAUAGGGCAGCUAUCGGAUGGGGGGGAAGGGGGUACAAUUGUGUCAGGCCCGUAAAAUCUUUUUCUGUAAGGGGGUCCGGUAAGUUACACCGAAACUUCUGCAAUUUAUGUGAUUUCUGCAAAAAAUUAUUGAAACUUAAGUAACUUGCGUAUCAAGCAAAAGACAAUGCAGAGAAGCUUUGCCGGGACAAACUCCACUCACCCUCAAUGAAAACCUACGGUAAAUUCCACUGCACCCAAUAAACUGACUGAUUAUUAGCACAUUAA